This is a messenger RNA of Ostrea edulis (European flat oyster), 5055 nucleotides long. Its product is annotated as probable serine/threonine-protein kinase pats1. The record is from RefSeq and is a predicted model, not a curated record. The transcript has 4 exons. Lineage: Eukaryota; Metazoa; Mollusca; Bivalvia; Ostreida; Ostreidae. Bases 71 to 1645 code for a protein of 524 amino acids.
CAAACCGAAUAACAAAUCUGGAAAGGACGAUAAUACAGCUAGUCUACAUGAAAAUAAACGACUUAUCAGCAUGACAGAUUUCGCUGGUCAAGUGGCUUACUAUGCCUGUCAUCAAAUCUAUCUGUCCAGGAGGGCGUUUUAUCUCUUGGUCAUUGAUAUGUCAAAAAAGCUGAAAGACAUAGCAUAUGAUCCAGAGAGACACAAUCCGAUUGGAUCACUAUUCGAGAAAUGGACUUAUGAACACUACUUUGUUUUCUGGUUGCAAUCCAUCAAAACCUACUGUGACGACAAAAAGAUGAAAGAAAAAUUCGGGGACCGUGCGGGAGUAAAUCCGGUGAUAUUAAUUGCAACACACAGGGACCAGCUAGAAACGGAAAAUGUGAGAAAACCCGAGAAUCCUGCCAACAGUAGCAUGAUUGAAUAUCCAUUUUAUGAGGAGUUGGAGAAAUGCUUACCUAAAGAACAGACAUUAGGGGGUCUUAUUUCACCCGAAAGGUAUUUCGAAGUUGAGUGUCCACCUAGAUCUCUCUCUAAAGAACAAGAAGAUAGCAUCGAUGAAGUCAGGAAGUGCAUUGUUCAGACAGCAACGGGUCUUCCCCACUGGGGAGAAAAAAUACCAACUCAAUGGUCAUAUUUUGAGCAAAUUGCUUAUGAAAAAAAGAAAGAGAAAAUUCUCAAAAGAAAUGACUUGUGGGAUAUGGAUAGAAUUCAAUUUUCAGAUGAGAAUGAUAUGGAUGACAUGCUUCGGUUUUAUCAAGAAAUAGGCCAAAUCAUCUACUUCUCAGACAAGAGGCUUCGAGAUGUUAUUAUUCUGGACGUCCAAUGGUUUGUAGAUGCCUUUAAAGCUAUCAUUACAGAUCCAACGCAUGUACGUCAUUUUACAGAGAGAACGAAGGAAUGGAAAGAUUUUGAAGAAACCGGCAAAUUGUCUGAUGCGACUUUAAUCAGAAUGUGGGAGAAAAUAAACGGUGGAUUUUAUAUCAAAUACAAAGACGAAAUUAUGCCAUACAUGGAAAAGCUCGGGAUACUGGCUAAUGUCAAGUCUCAGGAAGAGAAAAGAACGAGUUACAAGAAAAAUGAAAACACGUUUUAUUAUAUCCCUAGCAUCAAUAAGAAGGAUCUUAAAGACGAACACAAGCAAAUCAUUGAUGAAGGAAACAAGACACCCUUGUUUAUAUUCUAUUUUAGAAACUACCUGCCCCAUUUCUUCUCUUAUCGCCUGUUCGUUAAUUGUUUUCGGAAAUGGGAAUCGCUGCGAGACGAUCUCUUCUUUAAAAAUGCUGCCUUUUAUAGUGGUGAAGGAGGAGACCACAACAUUGUUAUUGCAGUAAGCAAAACUUCAAUCCAGUUACAAGUAUUUACACUAGCCAAAAAUAUCAAGCUGGAAGAAGAGGAAACAAAGAGUAUACGGUCGGUUGUGGAAGAGAUGAUCAAUGAAAUUACCACCACAUUUCAUGAACAAGUCGACUGUGAAAAGGGAUUUGCUUGUAAGGAUCUGAAAAUAACGGAAGAAGAUGAAGAUAUGUUUCUACGUGAAGAAGCCGUGUCCCGUUUGAAAACUAACAAGAGACCUUGCCCAAAACAUGUUCUGAAAUCUGAACGCCAUGACAUAGAUAGAGAUAGUCUUCUGAAGUACUGGUAUUAGGGCACAAACCCCAAUGCAUCACAGUGGGAUAGUACAUAACAUUUUAUUUCGAGGAAACCUUGCGGCAGAUUGUGUGGUGCUGUGUGAUUUUUUACCGAUAUGUACAUAUUUCAUAUUUCACUAAUCUUUUGAAGUGACACGAAUUAACUCCAGUUUGGGAGGUUGUUUGGUAUUUCUGAUUAAGGGUAAAUCUCGUACAAAGGGACAAAGAAACGCAAAAUAUUUUUUAAAGAAAUAUCUCAACAUCUAUAUCAUUUAUGGAGCAUUAUUGAAGCAACUUUCUAUGUAUAGACGUUCUGCAACUUCUAAUGUAAAACUUAUACGGUACCAAUUUUGAUGCACCAGAUGCGCAUUUCGACAAAUAAUGUCUCUUCAGUGAUGCUCAACCGAAAAAUUUGAAAUCCGAAAUAACUAUGAAGUUUUAGAGGUAAAUAUAGCCAAAAACAGCGUGCCAAACAAGUGGAGACAAAUUCGUCCAAGGAUAAGAACUAUGCACGAGGGAGAUAAUCCUUAAUUUUGAAAUGAAUUUCUAAUUUUAUAACAGCAAUUAGAUAUACAUCCGUAUUUUCAAGCUAGUAACGAAGUACUUAGCUACUGGGCUGUAGAGACCCUCGGGGACUAACAGUCCACCAGCAGAGGCCUCGACCCAGGGGUCAUAAUGUAAAACUUAUAUGGUACCAAUUUUGAUGCAAUAUCUAAUAUGAUAAAAUGCUUAUCAUUGGUUAUGUAGUACGGGAUUUCUUGAGAAAUUUUGUACAAAACGUUGAUGCUUUUUACCUCUUCACCGAAAAAUAUUUUGCAAAGCAUUAUAGAACAAUUGCUCAGAAGAUUCUAACUUGUAUGCAAGCUUUAAAGUUAUCUUACGACCCUUUUAAAGGAAUUCCGGAGCUAGUCUUAAGUUGUGUAUUCCAAUUAACUGGAAACCGACAUAUCUUUCUUAACCGUUUUAGAACAAACGUUGUAGAUUGUGAUAACACAUAUUAACGUAUAUCAAUUUUCAGGGACCAGAUGCUGAAACUAGGGACCGAGAGGUCAAAAGUGUUUGUAAAGAUCUCGAAAUCUUUAAUGCAUUUUUGAAGCAUUAUUGAUGCAAAAUGCUUGUUUUAGCGUUCUCCAACUACUGAUAGAAAGAAAAUCGUUCGUCAUAUAAUACGGGAUUUAUAGUGAACUAAUGUACGAAACUUUUUUAUUUUAUCGUUUCAACGAUAACUUGUUUGUAAAUCAUCAUAGAAGAAUUGCUGAUAUCGCUAUUCUAAAUAAUAUUCACGGUUCAAAAUAAUUCUUGCGACUCCUUCCUAAGAAAUUCGAAUGCUGCUCCCAAAAAUUCGACUAUCUCAAAUAUCUCGAAACUGAAUAUAUAUUUUGUUCAACGUCGUAGAACAACUAUGGUAGAUAACUGUAAGACGAUAUCAAGUUUUAGGGGUCAGGGUCUAAAAUGAGAGGCCAGGGGGAUCAACAGUAUUUUCUAAAUACCUCACAAUGUACAACAAAUUGUUGCAACUUUUCUUUUUCAUUUUGACGUUGUCCAACUUCUUUGCUAAUAGACUGUAAAGAGUGUCGGCUACUGUAACACUUUUGAGAUUGUUUCGUUUCAAAUUUCUUUUAUUAUUUUAAAAGUGUCACCGUUUCAUCCCGUGUAAAGGGGAGGGGUUAAAUGUUUUCAUGUUUUGAAAUAAUUCUCAUUUCACUGACAAAAACGUGACAUUCACAUCCAAAUGUUAGACCUAGACCAAGGAUCCACAAAUUGUAAUGCCUAUGUCAUUGACAAUAGUUUAUGCUUUUGUCAAGCAGAGUGUUGGAAUAUUUUUCAUUAUGACAUACAUCUACUAAAUUAUUACAUUCAUCUUUAUUAGAUCGAUUAAAAUUUGAUAAACAUAUCGUAAUGAUCCGCAUAAACAAAAAGCCAUCGUCUCGGUAAAUUCGAUAAAUCAACUACUAGUAGACUGAAGAAUAUUUUUCAGAAGGAUGAUUUUAAAAUAAACUGACUCCGAUUUUUCUCGUUUGAAUAAUUAGAUCUAUACACAUUUAUAACGAGCUAGACCCAGUGAUAGAUGACACUUCAUGUCUGUAUUAAGCUAUACUGUAAAAUACUACAGCGAUACUACAGCAAUACUUAUACUUGUAUAUAAUGCUAUACCAACAUUUUGUAUUCUGGAUUAAUAUGUAUUCUUGCAUGUAUUAACAUUGUUAUUUACUGUGUAGCACUGGAAAAGUGGCGGAAUUAUGAUCCCCUCUGUUUGUAACAAAACACACGAACAUUAACGCUUGUGGGUAUCUUCAUUUCAAUUCCAAAAGCUCUCUAAAAAUUAAAUGGGUUGUUAAGUUCAAGAUAGUACAGACGUAAUAAAAUCCCAGGUAAACAUUUUCAACAAUAUUUCCUCUUUAAAGCAUCUUUAUACGGUACUAAAUUGAAAGUGGUUGUCUUGGGAUGCAUUGAUUAUGAUUUUGAUUAAAGUCAUACUUUUUAAGGAUGUAUGCUACACCAAAGAAAUUUGAUAUGAAUGAAAAGUGGAGGAUAUGUACAAUAUUUAAAAAUUGAACAGUUUAAAAUUUACUUUAUUUUGUAAAAAAAAAAAAAAAAGCAACAUUUUUUGUUUACGACGUAAUCGAUAGUUUUUAUAAGGGGUAGAUCUGUAGCUCUCUGAUCUAUCCCAAUAUUUUCUCAGAGAGCUACUGUUCUGCAUCUCGUUUAAGGUUAGGCAUAAAAUUGAACUUUUAUGAAAAUCACCGCAUUUGACACUCAAUCUCUGAAUUUUGUAAUAUAUAAUCAGUUUGGUUGUUUCUCAAUACAUUAGUGUUUCCUUUUAAAGUUCUGUACUUUUAUGUAUUUUUUCAAUGAAAUUUUAAAACAUCUGAAUGCGUUAAUAUUGACUACGAUAUUUGGGCGUUAAUCUUCACAAUGUACACUCAAAAUGCAAAGACAAAAGGAAUUAAGUCUGUAAUAUCUCAAUAAGUCUUCAUGCUAUCGAAAUAUAGUUUCACAUAUUAAUCACUAGUAAGAGCAUACUGUCAACACAUUGUGUUUUGUUAAUGCAUUUCAUAUAAAAAAAAAUACUUUGAUUUGUGUGUACUGAUUUGGAUGUAAAAUUUAUAAAGAAGGCAGACGACGUUCAGUUGAUAAUAUAUUUUUAAUCAAAUCAUGUACAUCCCCAUAUAUUGGUUUGACAUGAAUCUGUACAUAUCUUCUUUGAUAUGAAAGAAAACGUUCAAAAGUCUAAUAAUAUUCAACAUAACUUUCCGAUCAUUUUUCUUUAAAUGUAUCUGAUGGAAAUGCCAUUUUCCGGAGAAAAUUCGGACUAAAGUUUUCUUUAUUUUUAUUGGAAUCAUAUAGAAAAUGUAUUUUAUUUUACCUGUUAGUAUCCGGACACAUACUGUAUGAAUGGUGACCAUUAAAUAUAUUCAAAUCACAA